AUCCGUUGGCUUGUCCACGCUUUGUCCCCAUUUUUAUCACCCAAAUCAAGCCAUUGCCAAAAUGUCCACUCCCAAUUCCUCCACGACCCCAUCUGACCGCACCUGCGGCCACUGCGGCAUCUCCGCCUCCUCGCUCCCCGAAGGGUCCAACCUCUCGCAAUGCUCCCGCUGCAAGAGCGCCUUCUACUGCAACCGCGAGUGUCAAUCCGCGGCCUGGGCCGAGGAUAAACCGCACUGCAAGCGCCAGAAUUUCGUCCUGAAGUUUCAUCUCUGCCCCCAAUACAUCGUCAACCCACCCGUCAUUCGCACGCUCUCCGUGCCCGCCACUGCGACGCUCGAAACGCUGCAUAAAGCGCUGCAGAUCGCGUUUGGCUGGGCGGGGACCCAUGCGUACGACUUCGCUGUGCUGGAUCCGGCGUUUGAGCCGCCGACGGCGGCGGAGUAUAUGGAGCAGGGGAUGAAGAUGGAUAUGCGUGGGGAUGGGAUGUUGGGGUUCGAGGAUCCGAGGGAGUAUAUUGUGAGGGUGGUGCAUAAGCCGGAGGAGUAUGUUAGGGGAUACAAGAUCGAUAGGAUGCAUGAGGGGAGGAGGAGGCAUCCGAGGACCGAGGAGAGGAGGAGUGAUAGGACGAAGGUGUAUGAAUUGUGGGGAGAGAAGGGGUUUGCGGACAAAGCAAUCGAAUACACCUACGACUUCGGCGACAACUGGGUCCACGUCGUCACUCUCGAAGGUCGCGCCCCACCCACGGAGAGAAUCGUCUGCCUCUCCGGAACGGGCCAUGGGGUCGCCGAAGACAUCGGGUCCGAUCAAGGCUGGGAGAACCUAAAGAAGGCGUACCGCACUGCGAACCCUGAUAAGGAGCAGAGGUUCGCUAGACGCAUGUAUGAGACUAAGUGCAUCAAUGGGGAUAAGAGGGGAUUGGGGGAUGGGAGGGAAUAUGAGUUCAAACUGGAGGAGGUGAAUGCUGCCUUGGCUCGUAAUGGGCUUUAG
Westerdykella ornata is the source of this 988-nucleotide messenger RNA. RefSeq lists its product as uncharacterized. The coding region runs from base 62 to 988 and encodes 308 amino acids. The transcript is spliced from 2 exons. The record is from RefSeq and is a predicted model, not a curated record. Lineage: Eukaryota; Fungi; Ascomycota; Dothideomycetes; Pleosporales; Sporormiaceae.